CUCCCGUAUAAAUUGUAGCUGUGCUAGGGAAAGCUCCAGCAAUAAAUAAACUCGACUUCAUGGAAUCGAUUAAAAGCUCAACAAAUAUCCUUAAACUAUCGAACUCUGCUGUACUUUCCUUGCCGAACACAUACCAAAAACCCACCCGAUAAUUGGCCAAGUCCGUGCCAUGCCUCCUGCCAAUUCCCGAGAAACAGGUUACAAGUCGCAGGCACGCGACCACAUCUCCUGUGGCGUUCGGGGUCGAAAACUCUCACAUCUGAGCGUACCACCACAACACAAAACAUGCACCACAUCCAAUCUUGAUACAAGCAAUCGGCACUCACUGACAUACUUGCAUCCAAGCGAAUCCCACCUUCACAUAUCUCACCUCACCUACUGCACCUUCCCUCCCCCGUGUCACUCCACGACUGGCCCGCCCUCAUCGACAAUCUUCUGUACCACCAGCUUGGCCGUUUCGCUUUCCCCCCCUGAAUAAUCUGAUCUGGCAAUUUCCCGUUGUUUCAAGCCCAAUGAAUUGGCGCCACAGCCAGGGAGUCGUGUGCAAUGACUGGACUGGAUGCCGCCAAGUGCCUUCUUUCCACUUCGGGAUGAACCUUAUUCCUGCGUUUUGUUCUCUUAGCCUUAGCGCUCCCGCUUGGCAGCUGAAAGGGAAGGGACGGAGGGGAAGAGUCUGGGGUUGAGUCGCGUCGCUUGGGGGGGCCCUUGGUAAUUGCUAAGAGAACCCCCUUGCUCGUGGUGCAAAUGGGAUAAUUAGGUAUUUGUGUGUGAGCUUUUCACCUUUCUUUUCUCUCUUUCUUACUUUUGAUCUCUCGAGAUCUUUCUUCCUCACCUUCGUUUUUACUUUCUGUUUUCUUCGCUUGGCUUCUGUGUUUAUUUCCACGACAAUCACACACAUCUAAUUCGAUCUCUCACCCCUCAGUCAUUCUGAAUACAACCUUUCCGCCUCCCUCAAAAUGUCAGACGACGCCCCCGCUCCAGCAGGUGGAGCUCCCGCCGUAGUAGCAGCAGCAGGAGGAGGAGGAGGUGGUGGCCAAGCAGGAGGAGCAACUCACACCAAUGACCAAACAAACGGAACCCACGAGAAGUCGGAGAGCAAGCCCAAGAUCACCAAGUCCACUUUCGAUGCGAAUAUCAGCGAUCUAGCUGGUGCACCACGUCGAAUCUCUGAAGAUAGUUUGGAUCUGGAUGAUUACUUUGUCGGCCCUCGUGACUUGGAUAAGCAUAGCAAGCUCCCAUAUUUUAUGCGUAUGCAUGGUAGUGUGCUACCCCGAAUGAUACUCCCUGUUCUAGGUGCUGGAGCUUGGGCUACGUGUAUUACCUGCAUCUCAAAGUUUGUCCAUGAUCUUCGCGUUGCGAAUAUCCUGCUCACAGUCCUCGGUUUCGUCGUUGGUCUUUCCCUCUCUUUCAGAAGCUCCACAGCUUAUGAACGAUACUCUGAAGGCAGAAAAACCUGGUGCACACUCAUGAUCCAAUGCCGCAACCUCGCCCGCUACAUCUGGGUCCACGUCGCCGAACGCGAAGGCAACCAAGGCACCUCGGACCUCCUGCAAAAAGUAACAGCCAUGAACCUCAUCCUCGCCUACGCCGUAUCCCUCAAGCACCGACUCCGCUUCGAACCCUACGCCCACUACCCCGACAUUGCCGGUCUAGUCUCCCACCUCGACACCUACGCCCAGGCAGCACACAAAGAGGAGCAUCUAGCACAUAAGCAUAAAUCUGCGUGGAAGUCGGUGGGUGAACAUUUGGGAUUGCCGUUUGCGCUGUCGAACCCGAGGAAGGAGAUGAAGAGGUCGGAUAGGCCGUUGGGGAAUCUGCCGAUGGAGAUUAUGGCGUAUUUGAGUGCGUAUGUGGAGACGGUGCAGAAUAAUGGGCAGAUGAAGUCAACUGUUUUGGGGGGACAAGUUAUGAACGCCCUAGCAGGCAUGACAGACACAGCCGGCAACGCCGAACGAGUCCUCACCACCCCCCUCCCAAUCGGCUACAACAUCCUCAUCUCCCAAGUCGUCCUCCUCUACGUCUACCUCCUCCCCUUCCAACUCUACGGCGCCCUCGGCUGGAUCACCAUUCCGGGCACCAUCGCCGCCGCGUACAUCAUCCUAGGAAUCGCGACCAUCGGCGACGAGCUGGAAAACCCUUUCGGCAACGACGUCAAUGAUUUACCCCUGGAUGCGUAUUGUGCUGAGCUGGGCAGAGAGUUGGAUACGUUGAUGAGUACGCCUGCGCCGAGGUUUGAGGAGCACCUAGAGGAUACGAGGGAGUUGAAUAGGCCGCUUUGGCCGUUGAGUGAUAGGGGGUUGGGGGAGUGGAGGGGGAGGACCAGGGAGGAGAUUAGGGGCGCGUUGAGGGCGAAGGUUGUUGCUGGGAAGGGGGGUGUGGGGGAUAUGCCGGCUUAAAAGUGAUUUGAUUGAUUCGAUUGAUACCAUUGAAACGAGAUGGGGAUGGGAUGUGCUGGAGGUGGCGGAGGGGGAUUUGUUUUGAUUUCUGUGGGGAUUAUUCGCAUAAGCGAGGAUUUACACACCAUGCGAGACGGCGUACAAACAUGGGGAUGAUAGUAAUUCAAAAUGCCCUCCUAUCAUACACUGCUGCCUGGCUGGGUAAUAUCUCAGCACAGACUGGUGUGUACAUAGAGAUAGCAGGUUCCUACCAUUUGCAGUUAGAAGCGAGCAAUGACUAGUUCGAGGCCCAAAAAAGUAGCAGUCAAAACAUGUUUCAACUCCUGGCCCGGCGGCGCCGCAUUUCAAUCAAUGCUUUGAAAUUAACAGCAUUACGAAGGAAUUUGUGUCCUAUAUCACGGCAUUUGUGUGCAAAAUCAUGCUUAUAAGCGAAUCGCAAUAGAAUCAAUGGUGAGGCAGAAAGGAACUAUCUCAGGCCAACAGUAAAGAG
This is a messenger RNA of Cadophora gregata, 2886 nucleotides long. RefSeq lists its product as uncharacterized. NCBI's taxonomy places the organism in Eukaryota, Fungi, Ascomycota, Leotiomycetes, Helotiales, Ploettnerulaceae. Gene Ontology annotation, molecular function: chloride channel activity. The record is from RefSeq and is a predicted model, not a curated record. The transcript has 5 exons. The coding region runs from base 957 to 2396 and encodes 479 amino acids.